AUGCACCCGACCCUUGUGGCCUCCACAGCAAUCGAUUCCGCGCCCAGCUCACUUCUUUCCUGCUUGACAACUCCCCCUGGACUCGACCCCUUCGCCUGCAUCGAAGCCGGCCACCAUCUCUCCGCAAGCCAGCUCUUCCGUGAGAACCUUCAAGGCUUCAAUGCCGCCGUGGCGAGAGAGAGCACAACCUUCAACAUCGAUGCGCUUCUGACGACAUGCAUGCUACUGAAUAUGCUGUCUUUCGCGGGCCUGCCCGAAGCUGGUCCACCUACCUCGCGCUGGCCGUUCGUUGUUCCUGCUCCACCUUCUCCGACGUCGUCACGCCCAUUGAACUGGCUACGCAUCCAGCUCGGCUUCGGACCUCUCCUGGCUGGGCUGAGUACACAGAUGCGCGAAGGAUCCCAGUGGCUCACAUUCUUCAUGACGCUGGGCCACGAGCAUUUCUAUGACGACAGAGGUGGCACGAUCGACAUACCUUAUGCGUUUUGUGCGUUCUGGGGCAUUGAUCAGUCCAGCAACGCAGACACUCAUCCAUACCUGAAAUUGGUCCGCAGACUACUCGCCAUCCUGAAUGUUUGGCAGACAGUGGAGGAUGCCGGCGGCGGCCCAGAUCGGCACGAUGAGCAAGUACUGCGAUACUUCCAGUUCAUGCAGGGCGUAGAUGAGGCGUUCGUGACAAAGCUGGAAGCGCGGGAUAUCAAGAGCUUGGUGAUUUAUGGGUGGUUCAUGGCUAUAUUGGCUAGUGCUAGACACUGGUGGUGUCGGGUCAGGGCUGUCAGGGAAGCGGAGGGUGUAGUUCGGUGGCUGGACGUGUGGUGCUGUGGCGAUCACGAGGUCAGCAAUGUCGCGAUGGGCAAUGGAUCAGCUCAAUUGAGGGCAGAGGUGCCGCCGUGGCUACCGUUCAUUGCGAAGGCUGUGGGGUAUGAGCUGAAGAGCGGUGCUGAUACCAGACAGCGAGUGUCGGUGAAUGUUCAGUAA
Messenger RNA from Cyphellophora attinorum, 978 nucleotides. RefSeq lists its product as uncharacterized. The transcript has a single exon. Gene Ontology annotation, molecular function: DNA-binding transcription activator activity, RNA polymerase II-specific. Bases 1 to 978 code for a protein of 325 amino acids. Gene Ontology annotation, biological process: regulation of transcription by RNA polymerase II. The record is from RefSeq and is a predicted model, not a curated record. Lineage: Eukaryota; Fungi; Ascomycota; Eurotiomycetes; Chaetothyriales; Cyphellophoraceae.